AUGUGGUUCAUCGUUUCUUCAUACUUGACAUCAGUGAAUCUGUUUUAUUGUAGUACUCAAGUGGUUGCCGCGACUGAGCAUGACGAAAGCAUGGAUGUUGUAAAUGAAACAUUGAGCCAGUUGGAACGUUCACCUUCCUGGGACAGCGCACACUCGGAUGAUUUAUUUGAUUCACAGGAACCGGACGAAUCGAUCAAAGAACGUCAAGUUCAUCCAGCGAAGGUAGCUUAA
Gongylonema pulchrum is the source of this 231-nucleotide messenger RNA. Lineage: Eukaryota; Metazoa; Nematoda; Chromadorea; Rhabditida; Gongylonematidae. The record is from the annotation of a GenBank genome assembly.